Anastrepha obliqua is the source of this 885-nucleotide messenger RNA. RefSeq names its product serine protease SP24D-like. The record is from RefSeq and is a predicted model, not a curated record. The coding region runs from base 27 to 788 and encodes 253 amino acids. Lineage: Eukaryota; Metazoa; Arthropoda; Insecta; Diptera; Tephritidae. The transcript is spliced from 2 exons. Gene Ontology annotation, molecular function: serine-type endopeptidase activity. Gene Ontology annotation, biological process: proteolysis.
ACCCGAUACCGAAUGUCGUAACAAUAAUGUUGGCGCGCCUCGUUCUAAUUUUUGCCUUCCUGACUCUGUCUUCUAUUAGCAGCGGCAGUGCAGCUCCGAAUGGACGCAUUGUUGGUGGCACGGAUGCUAAUAUAGGCCAAUUUCCCCAUCAGGUCUCCCUGCAACGUGAAGAUGGAUCACACACCUGCGGCGGUUCUAUCAUAAGCGAAAAUUUCAUUCUAACAGCAGCUCAUUGUGUUGUUGUUGGUGAUGGCAUUGAACCUUACCCCGCCAGGUACUUCCAAGUGCGCGUCGGCAGCAUUCAACGUACAGCCGGUGGAAAAUUAUUACAAUUGAAGCGCAUCAUCGUCAACAAGACAUACGGCAAUUUCUUGAAUGAUGUAGCACUUUUGGAACUGGAGCAGCCAUUGGUCUUCACCGACAAUAUAAAAGCUAUCGAAAUGGCCAGUGAGGAAGUGCCCUCUGGUGAAGAUGUUGGUAUCUCGGGUUGGGGACGUUUAUACACUGGCGGCCCAAUUCCACAUCGUCUGCAAUUUAACACAUUGAAGGCGUUGAAUACCGAGGAAUGCGAGGCAUCAAUUCAGAUGGGAUAUGAUUCUAUAAUUUGUCUAGCCCAUCAAGCUGACAACGGCGCUUGCAAUGGUGACUCUGGCGGCCCAGCCACCUACGAGGGUAAAUUGGUGGGUGUAGCCGGUUUUGUGGUGAAUGGUUGUGGAAGCACUUAUCCAGACGGGUAUGCUAAAGUGGCCUAUCAUCUCGAUUGGAUCAAAGCUAAUAUUGGCGCAUAAAAUAGUGGAAGGAAGAUUAUGUAAACUAAAAUAAAAAAGAGAAAAUGAAAAAAUAAAUCUAUAAAUGCUUUUUGAAAACUCCAUGGGGUGAUAGCAA